AUACUGAUGAUAUAUUGUGGUCUUGCUCAGGCACGUUUUUACGCUCCCACUACGAUCUUCAUUGAUGAAAUUGACUCCAUGUGCAGCCGCAGAGGGACUUCAGAGGAACAUGAGGCCAGCCGGAGAGUCAAGGCAGAGCUGCUGGUGCAGAUGGAUGGUGUCGGUGGAGCAUCGGAAAACGAUGAUCCAUCAAAGAUGGUGAUGGUGUUGGCUGCCACCAACUUCCCAUGGGACAUCGAUGAGGCUCUGAGAAGACGGCUGGAGAAGAGGAUCUACAUCCCUCUGCCUUCAAGUACGCUCUUUUCUUGGCUGCGUGAGAGUAUACCCUCCAUAAGUGUCAUGGAAAAUUGAAUUCAAUGAAAGUGA
Molecule: messenger RNA, 366 nt
Organism: Perca fluviatilis (European perch)
Lineage: Eukaryota; Metazoa; Chordata; Actinopteri; Perciformes; Percidae
Product: katanin p60 ATPase-containing subunit A1-like
Exons: 2
Coding region: 7-351 (114 amino acids)
Biological process (GO): microtubule severing
Cellular component (GO): microtubule cytoskeleton
Molecular function (GO): ATP hydrolysis activity; ATP binding
Source: RefSeq, a predicted model, not a curated record